This is a messenger RNA of Antechinus flavipes (yellow-footed antechinus), 9753 nucleotides long. RefSeq names its product MIB E3 ubiquitin protein ligase 1 (gene MIB1). NCBI's taxonomy places the organism in Eukaryota, Metazoa, Chordata, Mammalia, Dasyuromorphia, Dasyuridae. The transcript has 21 exons. The coding region runs from base 113 to 3133 and encodes 1006 amino acids. Gene Ontology annotation, cellular component: cytoplasm. Gene Ontology annotation, biological process: protein ubiquitination. Gene Ontology annotation, molecular function: ubiquitin-protein transferase activity; zinc ion binding; protein binding. The record is from RefSeq and is a predicted model, not a curated record.
CCGCCUCCCCCGGGCUUCGCUGCUGCAGCCGCCGCCGCCGAGCGUACGGCCUCGGCCCGGUUCCCUCACGGGCCCCCCGGCUGCAGCAGCGGAGCCCCCCGCCCGGGCCCCGAUGAGUAACUCCCGGAACAACCGGGUGAUGGUGGAAGGGGUCGGGGCUCGGGUGGUCCGGGGCCCGGACUGGAAGUGGGGGAAGCAGGACGGCGGCGAGGGCCAUGUGGGCACCGUUCGCAGCUUCGAGAGCCCCGAAGAGGUGGUGGUGGUGUGGGACAACGGUACGGCCGCCAACUAUCGCUGCUCCGGGGCCUACGAUCUCCGCAUCCUGGACAGUGCCCCCACAGGCAUCAAGCAUGAUGGAACCAUGUGUGAUACUUGUCGCCAACAACCAAUCAUUGGUAUCCGAUGGAAGUGUGCUGAGUGUACAAAUUAUGAUUUAUGCACAGUUUGUUAUCAUGGAGACAAACAUCACUUAAGGCAUCGUUUUUACAGAAUUACCACACCAGGAAGUGAAAGGGUACUUUUAGAAUCUCGUCGGAAAUCAAAGAAAAUUACAGCCAGAGGAAUCUUUGCAGGUGCCAGAGUGGUUCGAGGGGUAGAUUGGCAAUGGGAAGAUCAAGAUGGUGGAAAUGGAAGAAGAGGGAAGGUAACUGAAAUACAGGACUGGAGUGCGUCUAGUCCACACAGUGCAGCAUAUGUUCUAUGGGACAAUGGUGCUAAGAACCUCUACAGAGUUGGCUUUGAAGGCAUGUCUGAUUUGAAGUGUGUCCAAGAUGCUAAAGGAGGCUCUUUCUACAGAGACCACUGCCCUGUACUAGGUGAGCAGAAUGGUAACCGGAAUCCUGGUGGACUACAGAUUGGUGACCUAGUAAACAUUGAUCUUGAUCUAGAGAUUGUACAGUCUUUGCAACAUGGGCAUGGAGGAUGGACUGAUGGCAUGUUUGAAACUUUAACUACAACUGGAACAGUUUGUGGCAUUGAUGAAGAUCAUGACAUUGUGGUACAAUACCCUAGUGGCAAUAGAUGGACUUUCAAUCCAGCUGUUCUCACUAAAGCUAAUGUUGUCCGAAGUGGGGAUGCUGCACAGGGUGCAGAAGGGGGCACUUCACAAUUUCAAGUGGGUGACCUUGUUCAGGUUUGUUAUGAUCUAGAAAGAAUUAAACUUCUACAAAGAGGUCAUGGCGAAUGGGCAGAAGCUAUGCUUCCUACCUUAGGCAAAGUUGGCCGUGUUCAGCAGAUUUAUUCAGACAGUGAUUUAAAGGUAGAAGUUUGUGGAACAUCCUGGACAUAUAAUCCUGCAGCUGUUUCCAAAGUGGCAUCAGCAGGAUCAGCUAUUAGCAAUGCAUCUGGCGAGAGACUAUCUCAACUCUUGAAGAAACUAUUUGAAACUCAAGAGUCUGGGGAUCUUAAUGAAGAAUUAGUUAAAGCUGCUGCUAAUGGAGAUGUUGCUAAAGUAGAAGAUUUGUUAAAGAGACCAGAUGUUGAUGUAAAUGGACAAUGUGCUGGACACACUGCCAUGCAAGCUGCUAGUCAGAAUGGGCAUGUUGACAUUUUAAAACUUCUUUUGAAGCAAAAUGUAGAUGUAGAAGCAGAGGAUAAAGAUGGUGAUAGAGCUGUUCACCAUGCAGCUUUUGGAGAUGAAGGUGCUGUCAUAGAAGUAUUACACAGAGGUAGUGCAGAUUUGAAUGCUAGAAACAAACGCAGACAGACUCCACUUCAUAUUGCUGUGAAUAAAGGUCACCUUCAAGUUGUGAAGACGUUAUUGGACUUUGGUUGUCAUCCUAGUCUUCAGGAUUCUGAAGGUGAUACUCCCCUCCAUGAUGCAAUAAGUAAAAAACGUGAUGAUAUCCUUGCAGUCCUUUUAGAAGCUGGGGCAGAUGUUACAAUCACAAACAACAAUGGUUUUAAUGCUCUCCACCAUGCUGCAUUACGAGGAAACCCCAGUGCCAUGCGUGUGUUACUGUCUAAACUGCCAAGACCAUGGAUUGUGGAUGAGAAGAAAGAUGAUGGUUACACUGCCUUGCAUCUAGCUGCACUCAAUAAUCAUGUAGAAGUGGCCGAACUCUUGGUGCAUCAGGGAAAUGCAAACCUGGAUAUCCAGAAUGUAAACCAGCAAACAGCACUUCACCUUGCUGUUGAACGACAACACACUCAAAUAGUCAGGCUCUUGGUUCGUGCAGGUGCUAAACUGGAUAUACAAGAUAAAGAUGGGGAUACUCCCUUGCAUGAAGCUCUGAGACAUCAUACUUUAUCACAGCUCCGUCAGCUCCAAGAUAUGCAGGAUGUAGGGAAAGUAGAUACAGCCUGGGAACCAUCUAAAAACACAUUAAUAAUGGGACUUGGUACACAAGGGGCAGAGAAGAAGAGUGCAGCAUCUAUUGCCUGUUUCUUAGCAGCCAAUGGAGCUGAUCUUAGCAUUCGAAAUAAGAAGGGUCAGUCUCCACUUGAUCUGUGUCCUGAUCCUAGCCUCUGUAAAGCACUGGCCAAGUGUCACAAAGAAAAAGUCAGUGGUCAAGUGGGUUCACGGAGUCCUUCUAUGAUCAGUAAUGAUUCAGAAACUUUAGAGGAAUGUAUGGUGUGUUCAGAUAUGAAGCGAGAUACUCUUUUUGGCCCAUGUGGACAUAUUGCUACAUGUUCUCUGUGUUCUCCACGUGUCAAAAAAUGCCUCAUUUGUAAAGAACAAGUUCAGUCUAGGACAAAGAUUGAAGAAUGUGUGGUAUGUUCUGACAAGAAAGCUGCUGUUCUGUUUCAACCCUGUGGUCACAUGUGUGCUUGCGAGAACUGUGCUAACCUCAUGAAGAAAUGUGUACAAUGUCGGGCGGUAGUUGAACGGAGAGUACCUUUCAUUAUGUGUUGUGGUGGCAAAGGUUCAGAAGAUGCCAGUGAUGAUAUUGCAAGUGGAAACAUUCCAGUUUUACAGAAGGACAAAGACAAUACCAAUGUCAAUGCUGAUGUGCAGAAGUUACAACAACAGUUACAAGAUAUCAAAGAGCAGACAAUGUGUCCUGUGUGUUUGGAUCGUCUGAAGAAUAUGAUAUUCCUCUGUGGCCAUGGAACAUGUCAACUCUGUGGAGAUCGAAUGAGUGAAUGUCCUAUUUGCCGCAAAGCCAUUGAACGAAGGAUCCUUUUGUAUUAAAUGAGAAAUAGUGUGUUUUGUUAGCUAAACGAAAUUUAAAUGUAUUUGAUAAGGCAAUUCUAGUGAAAUACUGUAUAAUACCAUAGCCUAUGUUCUACAUUAUAAUAACUUUGACUGAAUGCGCUAAAACCAAACAAACCACAAAACAGUAUUUGGACAGUCAUUUUGAAAUCUGGAUCAAAUCCAUGUAAGUUACAGUUAAUUUAAAACAAUUUUUUAUUACAGACUUGCAGAGUAUGGUUUGAUUUUAAAAUGCAUUUAAUUCCUAAUUCUUUACUACUUCCAUUAAAUUUUUUUUUUACUAUUCAGUUUUAUCAGCCCUUAGAUGAUAUACUUUUUUCUGUGUUUUCUAUUAUACUCAAAAUUAAUAAUCACUUUUUUCCCCACACUAAUCCUAACACAAAUGCUAUAAAAUUAACACCUCUUUAAAAUGCCAUUUUGCACCAAAUGAAGUUGGUAAAUCAAACGUUUACCUUUAUUUAUAUUACAUAUUCCCAGUAACUUAGUAUUUCAAAAAUCUUAGUGUAUUUUGAAUGUAGUUCAAAAAAAAAAAAAAAACUUCAUUCUGCAUUAAGACUUUUGGGACACCCAACAUAAAACCAUAAUUAUAUAAUCUGAGCUUUACAUAAUGUAAACAAGUUUGAGAAAUGUUUUGAGAGAGGUAGUGAGAGAGUAGGAAGACUACUGAACUUAGGAAUCACAAGUUUGAAUCAGACUUUACUGUCUGUGUGAUACUAGGCAAGUCCUUUAACCUCAUUGGAAUUUAGUUACUUUAUUUGUAAAAUAUGGAAAUUGAAUUAGAUGAUGUCUGAGGUCCCUUUCAACUUUGGGUAUAAGAUCACAUGACUUGUACUUUAAAGACAUAGAGAUCUCAAAUUUAACUUCCAGUUUUAACUUUAAUUUUCAGUUUUUUCCCCCAAUAAUAUGAGAAAAUAAUGCACUUCUUAAGUUUUAUUUCUUAGAUUGUAAAAGAAAAAUCAGUCAUAUAACUGUUGUCAGUUAAACUGAAAAGUAAUCAAUUGAUGCUCUUGUUGAAAAAAAUAAGAAUGGGCAAUCACAGUGGGGAACUGAAGAAAAAAAAUUGAGGAUUAUUUCCCUACAGCAUUGCAGAAUAGAAUUAUUUGUGUGUGUUUGUGUAUGUAUGUGUGAGUGUAUGCGUGUGUGCGCGUGCAGCUUCUGACCAUUAUUAAAAGAUACUGCCCUUCUUCUAUGACCUAUCACACUUAUUAAGUCUUAUAGAAAAAUGUGAAUACAUGGUAUAUUCACCCCAAUACUCCAGUAACAUAAUUACCAAUUGAUUUUGAUUUGAGCAUUAAGAAAAGUAGUUGCUCCUUUUACAAGCCACUGAGUUUUCUCUUAAUAAAUUAACUUUUUCAGCACAUUUAGAACAAUGAAUCUUCCAGAAGGCAGCAAAUUUCUUUCUUCUUGCAAAUCAGUUCCAUUACUUUUGACAGUGUUGCUAAUUCUGUGUAUUUGCAUAGCUCUUAAAUGUCAUGUUAAAGUUAUCUCCCUAACUUACUGGGAAUAUAUGAAUUUGCAAGUUUUUGUAUCUCCACAUAAUUACUUCACUUAUUAUUUCCAGCACUCUCCAGAAAAUGUUUAAGAACAAAGUAAAAAUUUUUUCAUCUUUUGGGGAAGAGUUGGAUUAUGGUGGUCAUUACAAGAAUAGGAAUAGUUUUUAUUGGUGACAUCAUUUGUUUGGACACUAUUCUUGGCUGUGUUUCAGACCUUCCAUUGCUGUACAAAUAUGCAUUGUCAGUAGUUUAGAGUAACAAUUGACUGACUUCAAUAGUCAAGAUUUUUAUUUUGUGUGUGUGUGUCUUUCUCACACACAUAUAUACACUCCUCCUGUGGACUUUAAAUUUUUUUAGAAAAAUACCUUUAUAUUAGCAACACUUUCCUUCUUCAAAGUUUUUCAACUAUAUCUAAUUAGAAAGUACAGAAUCUCUUAAUCUGGGGUCUAUGGAUGCCAAAUAUAUCCAAUAAUAGAUUUCAGAAGAUCUGUGAACUUUGAUGGGGGGAAAAAGUCUUUAUUUCAAUAUAACCGAUUCCUUUGUAAAUCCUAUGUAUUUAUAUAUCUAAAAGCAUUAUUUUGAGAAAAGGUCGCUAGGCUUCAUUAAACUGUCAAAGGGGUCAGUAAAAGUUAAACUUAAAUUCUACCAAAUACUAUUUCCAAAUAUCUAAGUAUUAUGUUGAUUGAUUAAGUAAACUAAUUUUGGUGAACAUGAGGGCUGUAGUAAUAAUUUUAAAUUUGGUAAUAAUAAUUUUAUUCAACAAACCUUUUCUUUGCUCCCUGACUCCUAGUUUUGGAAUUUACUUUAAAAGAGGAAUUUUUGCCCUUUAAAAUUAUUUUCAAAGAGGAAUUUUUGCCCUUUAAAAUUAUUUUCAAUACUUUUUUUAUGGUUUUAAAAUACAAUAUUGUAAACUGCUGUCCCAAAGUUUAUGUUUUUGUAGUUAUUUAAUGGAUUUAUGGAUUUGUGUCAAUUAUUACAUUUGUAAAGUUAUUUUUGUGAAUAGAUAACACUUCUGUUUUGAUCAAUUGAAAGCUCUUUUGUUUUUAGUAAUUUUGGUUUUGUGAGAGAUGAUGAGUAGAAAUUAAUAUGUUCUCCAGCUGUUUGAAAUUUUGGCCUCAGUUUUGUAUCUCCCAACAAUAGUUCCUAAUGAGUUAUUUCUCAUUCUAUUAACCAUCUCUUUUUAUCCUAUUGUCACCAGGAAAUUGUUGUUAAAAACAACAAUUUUCAAUUUGUUUAACUCUUACUAGUUGGUCAGAUCUUUAGAAAACUCUAGUUUUAGAAAAGAUGUGCCAUUUAGAUUUUGUUUUGCUUUAAUGUUUUUCAGAAUCAUGGUCACAAUUGUGCCAUUUCUUUAAUUCUUCAUUUCUUCUGCAUAAUCAAGUAGUAUGUAUAUUCAGUAUCAAACUGCACUGAGUUAGGUGACCAACCUUUUUGAUGACUUCAACUUGAAUUCGGAAUUUCCAAACAUUAGCUAUGAAAUUGUAUUAAAUUGAUUUUUUUAUUUUGAACAUCUUUUUUGGUGGUGGUUGUUGUUGUUCCUAAUUUGAACUAGGGAAGCUAGAUCUCAAAUACUAUUAGUGUAACUUUGGUCAAUGCCAUUUUCCCUACUUUUGAAAUGUAGGCAUGAUCUUCAUUUGUGUGUUCCCUUUCCUUCAUCACUUCCUUCCCAGCAAUCUCAUUUGAUGUUCUUUUCAGUGCAUUUAAUACCUUUUUGCGUUUUGGGGUGUGUUAGGUUUUUGUUUGAGAGAAAAUUAAGAGGGGAUAAGUAUGACAUCAUAAUUUUACAUGUUGUAUUACCUGAUUUAUCCUAGGAUAAUUAUCCCAAUUUAUUUAGCUGGAAAUGUGUAUUUCAUUAUCAUUAAUCCUUUUUAUUCAUUCCAUUUAACAAAUUAUUAAGCAUCCCAACCUUAAAUUAUUUCUGUUAAGACCUAUCAAUCACCAAGCUUUCAAAAUCCAGUGAUAGAAAAAAUCUUCAUUUCUGGUAUGUCAGAAUUGUCUGAAAGUUGUGCCAGAAUUUUAAUAUUAUCACAUUCUUCUGCUAAUUAUAUAAUCACUACUGUAACUUGAUCUGGCAUUCUAUAUUUGACAUUUUCUUAGAGGUAGAUGUUAAAAUUGGUGAUAAGAAAAAAAAACACAAUAUAAUUUAACAACUAUUAAGUAUCUCUGUAUGUUAUGCAGAGUGCUGGGGAAGAUAGAAAAUUUAAAGAAAACAUGAUCCCUGUUACUUGGAUAUCAGAAUAUGGUUUACACCUUGUCUAUUUUUACUAUGUAUUAAAACUGUAGUUUUCUGUUAUAACACUGCCAAUUCUUGUAAUAAUAUUAGUAAGUUUAAAAUGAGAACUUACUGAAGGUGCUAUUCUUUAAAAACAAUCAUUUUAAUGUACUUGUUCCUGUUGCUGUGUACCAUAUUCAUAUCUUGUAAAAAGCAAAAAACUUUCAUUCCCAAGAUAAAAACUUUAGUGCAAAUUAAAAUUCUAUUAGUAUACUAUUAGUCCUAACCUACCCAUUAGUUUCAUUGGCAUAAUAGGUAAUACAGUUUUAAGGUUGGAUUAAGAUAAUGCUAAAAGUUAAAACACUACAAAUUGAUUAAUUAUGAAAGUGUUUGUCAAAGUCUUUCCUAAAUUAUUUUUAAAUGACUGAUUUGUUUGCAAGACCAUUUUUAACAUAUUUAAAUCUUUUGCUUUUGUACAACUCAAAUUAUAUCUAUAUCAAAGCACACUAUCUAGGUAGCCUAAGAAGUUAAUUCUGCCAUAUGUGCACACAGUGUACCUGUGCCAUUUAGAUUGUGUAUGCUGCCAAAUGACUCUUGCCUUGUUCAGUCAGGUUUCCUUCCUUGUUUUCAUAGGGUCUUCACUUAAACUUAGUGGUAGGAUUUCAUAAGAGAGAUGGUAAAAUGCAGAGGAGUGAUAAGAGUUUGGUGUCUGAACAUAGAAAAAAGGGAUGGUGGAGGUCUUACCAAGGUGAGCUUGUGAGAAGUAUUUAAUACCAAAAAAACCAUUUUAAUUAAUAAAAUCAGUUUUUAUCAUAUUUUAUGUUAUGGCCUAUUGCUUUGUAAAUCACAUGCUUAAAAUGGUUUUUGAUUUGGUCCAAAAGGGAAAUAAUUAGCCCCUCUCAUAAAUAACUGAAGUGUUAACAAUUAUUGUUCAUUCUAGAGAAGUUAAAUGUUUUUCUUCUAGGUCUAUGUAAAUUAGGAAACAAAUUCUAUCAAUAGUAACUUGCUUGGAUUUCUUAAUGAUUUAACUAAAAGAUUUAAAUUAUUGAUAAAUGUGGCCCUCACAAAAUUUUUUUUUGGCUUUCCAUCAGUUUGAAAACAAUGUCCUUCCCUUCAUUAUUAAUUACACAUUUUCAUAGUUAUUUUGGAGAAAGUUUAAAAAUGUCUCAUCUUUGAAACAGUUGUUUCUUCUCUCCCUUCACCUCUUUUUAACCAGGAAAAAAAAAAUUAAGUUGCAAACAAAAAUUUGGUUAGCUCUGAAAUUGAAUGGGGUUAUAACAUUUUCACAAAUAGAUGACUUAAUAGUAAAAGGGUAAAUAGACUCUUAAAAUCUUUGUCAAUUUAUUUUUGCUAAAACAGAAGAACCUAAUUUGGCAUUAUCCCAUAUGUUGUAAUAGGAAUAUUCACUGAUAUCAGUUGAUAAUCAUAUAGGGAUGGAAUUUUAUUCAAGUAAGCAAAAUUAUAACAGUAUUAAGAAUGAUAUUUUGUGGCUAGUUUAAAACAAUGUUUGAAGAAGCUUUUUUCUAAAGCUGGUUUGAUCUGUUUGUUUUGCUAUAGUAGAAAAAAUGUUUAGAUUAUUUGAAUUUUCUCUUUAGUGUGUGCUGGUGAAUAAUAGAAACAUGGACAAUUAGUGUUGAUCAGUUAAUGUUUCUUAGCUUAAGACUUUGAAACUUUCUACCUCCUUUCUGUCAAAGUGUUACAUUUUCCCGCAAUUCUAGUCUUUAGGUCAAAGGAAAAUGGAAGUCUGAAGCUGGAGGGUUUUGGUAGUGGUGGUGUUUUGGGAAAAACAAAACAAAACAAAACACCAUCCCCAAGACACUAUUUUGGGUUUUUUUUUUCACUUAAGUUUGGUGCCUAAAUUCAUAAUAAAAGGUUAAAACUGAUCUUUAAAUGUAUAAUGAUAAAAUUGCCAAGUAUUAACACAUAUUGUUCUCUUCCAUUUUGUAGGCUGCUUGAAUAAUUAAUUUCCUCCAAAACAAAAAUUUUUUUUGUUUCUUUACAUCUUUUCUUCCCUCCUCACAUGUCACUUCCUUUAAAAAUUAUAACUGCAGUCAUUUAAAAUUGACUCAGGGCUUUUUAACAGUUUAAGCAAAUUCUUAUAUGUUUAUUACAUUUUUAGAAAACCCCACCCACAUCAUUGUUUAGUGCCUUGAAAGAAUUAUUGACUUGGCAACAACCACUACACCAUUACAGUGUGCCUGUGUCUGUCAGUAUAUGUAGACAUAUGUGUCUCAUCAUUUAGAUACUGCAUAUGUGUAUUGGGCAUUGGUAAUUCUGAAAAGGAAGUUUUGUAGAUUUCAAUUUGAAAAUUAUUUUUAAAAAACUGAUCAUUCAUGUCCAUGAAAGCUAUACUAGUAGAAUACUUCUGUUUAUAUUCAUACUAAGUCACAUGUAUGAAAUAUCUGGGGAGAGGAUCUAAUUUUACAUAAUUAUGCCUGUUUAGUUUCAAAGGAGGAUUCAGUCUUUAAACAGUGAGAUGUUCCCCUAACCCUUCCCCUCCCAAAAGAAGUCUUUUAUGUUCUAACAUUAACAUUUUUUUUUUAAGUCUGCAUGGUGUUUUUUAAUAAUCUUAUUUUGUCUUGAGUUCACAAGUUUUUCUUUUUACUAAGUUUAGUAUGCUAGUAUCAUCAAUUCAGUAUACAAUAUAUUCAGUAGAAGAUAAGUUUUAUUGACUCAUGGUAACAUUUUGUUUCCAUUUCCCUCUCUCCCACAAUUAUUAGACUUAUAUGUUCAAUGGAAUUUGAAGUCUUUUGUGUGAAUAUAGCUUAAUUUCUGUACCAAGAAUGAUUUUGUUUAUUAGUCUGAGUUUUUAAGAAUGCUUAGCAAGUUCUAAGCUUUUAAAAUUAAGUGCUAAUAUCUUUCUGUUAAUAAAGUUUUAUUACAUAAUGGCUUAA